This is a messenger RNA of Dromaius novaehollandiae (emu), 872 nucleotides long. Its product is annotated as adipogenesis regulatory factor. The coding region runs from base 91 to 321 and encodes 76 amino acids. The transcript has 3 exons. Gene Ontology annotation, cellular component: nucleus. Gene Ontology annotation, biological process: positive regulation of fat cell differentiation. NCBI's taxonomy places the organism in Eukaryota, Metazoa, Chordata, Aves, Casuariiformes, Dromaiidae. The record is from RefSeq and is a predicted model, not a curated record.
UCAGGGCACCCCUCACACAGCGUGCUCUGCAUUGCCAGCUCUUUUAUUUUAACUGAAGCAGAGGGCGGCUAGAAGGUGUCAAAAGCAACGAUGUCGGGUAAGAGCUUCCAGGGACUGAAGCAACAGGCAGAAAGUGCAGCAAAAGAUGCUGCAAAUGCAUUGGGACAGGCUACUCAGGAUGCAGUCAACCAGGUUGCAGAUGCAAGCCAGAAAGCUAUUGAUCAGGCUUGCAAGACAGCUCAAGAUGGUGUAGAAAAAGCAACUGGACAAGCUGCAGAAGCAAUGUCUGGCUUGGGGAAAAAGUGUGGAUUUAAGAAAUGAUACUAACUUAAGCAAACAGUAUUGCAUGUAAAAUGCAUCUUUGUUCUGCAAUUCCCUACGCCUUUGUGUAGAAAAAUGAAAGCUGUUUGAGAUAUGGAUAACUCUCUCUCUUUCUCCAAAUACAUCAUUUUAAGACAGACUGCCCUCCUUACCCUUCACGUAGGAAAAACACAUAUUUUAGCACAUCUUGUAUCAUCUGUUCAUAAUGUUCUGUGCAAAAUGGGUCAUAAGUUUUCAGCAAUGUUAUUGCCCUGCUCUUUCAACAGCCCAGUAAUUAUUGCCACACUCGUUGAGUUACUUCCAUAAAUACUGAAACCAGCAGUCUCCCAGCACACCAGAGCAUUCAUAUUACGAAGCUAAGCUGCCUUCCAGUAAUCAAAACUUGUUAGCGUUAUAUUUCACGUCAAUUGUUCAUUUAUUCUGUUAUGUUGUAUUUCUAUGUUAAAUAAAAAAUACAGUAAUAUUUCUCCCCUUUCCCCCGUUGGCUGUAUAUCACCUUGUUAUGUACACUUGUUAUUAUAUUGGGCUUUCAGUAAAGGAUCUCAUAACGU